Patiria miniata (bat star) is the source of this 1966-nucleotide messenger RNA. Its product is annotated as dynein regulatory complex subunit 2-like. The coding region runs from base 163 to 1668 and encodes 501 amino acids. Gene Ontology annotation, biological process: regulation of cilium movement; axonemal dynein complex assembly; cilium-dependent cell motility. Gene Ontology annotation, cellular component: axonemal dynein complex; axoneme. NCBI's taxonomy places the organism in Eukaryota, Metazoa, Echinodermata, Asteroidea, Valvatida, Asterinidae. The transcript is spliced from 9 exons. The record is from RefSeq and is a predicted model, not a curated record.
CUGUAAUUAUCAAGAGGUCAAUGCACUUUUCGAAUUAUUUUCAGUGAAAAUCUUUCAGAUGUUUAUUUCUUUUUUCACCCACUAACUGACUUUCUCGAGAACCAGGCUGAAAAUAGCAGCAUUUGAAUAGAAGUAUAAGGUUCACCAUCUAUCAAACAAAUCAUGCCACCCAAGAAGAAAGGCAAGAAAUCGGGGAAGAAGGGGAAGCUGGCCAAGAUGACAGAGGAGGAAAGGAUCCUGUACUUGGAGCAGAAGAUGCUGGCAGAGGAAGAGAUGAAGAAGAAAAAAGAAGAUAUGCUCAACCAGUUCUUGAAGGACAAACUUGUCAAGGAAGAAAAGAACACCCGCUUCAACAUGUACAAGAUCACCCACCAGUGGAGGAACAUCAUGCGGGCCGCCAAGUCCAAGGAGCUCAAGAGGGACAUUGAGAUUCUCAGCCAGACCUUCGAGAGGGUCGUGGACCGCAAGGACAGCGUCAUCAAGUCGUUGGCCAAGGAUCUGUCGGAGGCGGAGGAGCAGUACUCCAUGGCCCUCAGGAGCCAUCUGCAAAACAUGGACGCUCUCAUUGACCUACAGAGGAAUCGGCUGGCCAUUCUGAAGUCGGAAUACGACGGUGAGCAAUCCAUCCUGAUGAAGGAGUUCAACAGCGAGCGCAGCUUGAUCAUCGAGCAACACCGACGAGAGGUCAACGAUCUCCAGGACAUUCUGUUUGCCAUGGAGCAGAACAGCAACGACAGGGAGAACGAAGCAAAGCAGGAGUUUCAGAGCCUCCGAGAUGAAAUUAAGAACAAGAAUCUAGAAGAGAAGCACGCCCUGCGCAUCCAGCUGGAGGGUCAAGUGGAAGACCUGUGGAAGCAGUUCCAGCAGGCUCUCAAGAGCUACAAUGAAACCACGGAGGAGAGGAAGGCUCACUUUGAGACCCUGAAAUCCAAAGACGAAAAGAGCGCCAAGGAGAUUGAGAUGCAGAUGAGGAAACUCCAGAGAAUAUCCGACACAAUAGCCCAGCUGAAAGGCAAGAUGGCGCAGAACUCGCGGGACAGCGAGGAGCGCAACAAGGACCUAAGGGAACAGCGAGAGGUCAUCGCUGAGCACUUCCACGAACUCAAGAACCAGAUGAAUCGGUUCAGGGAUAACGAGAGAUCCCGCCUGACCAAGCUGACGCUGGAGAGCAACGCUGCAAUCAAAGAGCUGAAAAGGAAAACUGAUCAGGGUGACAGGAUAGUCAAGUUGGCCGAGCAGUGUCGUAAGAUGGAGACAGAGGAGGAGAAGGUGCUUCCAUUCUACGCUUCCAGCUUGACGCAGGAGGAGCAGGAAGAUGUACAGGCUGCUGUGGCAGAACCCCCAUCAGAACCACUGGCGGAGAUUAUGCAUGAGUACGUCUCACUGGAGAACUUCUGGAAGCGUUACAACAAGGUCCUGCUGGACAAGGUGGCCCUGGACAAGGAGAGGUCCACUCUGCUGGAGGAGAACCGACAGCUGAGGACGGUCCUGAAGCAGUACCUGGAUGGCAUCUCCGUCAACGAUGAGAUACUCAGCCAAGUCAACCCGCUGUUUGUGGUCAACCAGCGCACCAACGUCCAGUUGUCUGUACCUGUGAUGGACCCCAGAAUCAAGAGACCGACCCAGACAGUAGUGGAAGCGGCCCAUAUCAUCAAGCACACCAUAUAGAAAUCCCCCAUGUUUGUUCUGAACCUCAAAGUGAAGAUGGCCACCCAGUGAGACUUGACCAUAAUCAUCUAGCACACCAUAUAACCCCCCCCCUUGCUCAGCUUCCUGUUCCACAGAGUUUGAAAAACCCAUAUGGACAGUGUUUGCAGUGGUCCAUAUCAUCAAGCACACCAUGUAAACCCCCUGGCUUUCUGACCAAUCAGAGAGCAAAAGAGGUCAUGUGGUCUUAACUUUCACCCAAUGAGAUGCUGGAUGUUAGGACAUUGUGCAUUACAUUCUUUACUUCCAACCCCCCCCC